AUGGUCGUUCUGGCAGCGUCGAUUUGUACUCGCGGAGGCAAAGCAGUCCUCUCGCGUCAAUUCCGCGAGAUCUCUAGGUCGCGAAUCGAAGCCCUCCUCGCCUCUUUCCCUAAGCUUGCGGACUCCGGAACCCAACACACCACUGUCGAGCAAGACAACGUGCGCUUCGUUUACCAGCCAUUGGACGAGUUGUACAUUGUCCUGAUAACCAACCGCCAAUCCAACAUUCUACAAGACAUUGACAGUCUCCACCUCUUCGCGCAAGUCACAAGCAGCAUCUGCAAGAGCCUGGACGAGCGCGAGAUCCUCCGCAAUGCCUUCGAACUCCUGAGUGCAUUCGAUGAGUUGGUGACAUUGGGAUACCGGGAGAACCUUUCUCUGUCUCAGAUUAAGACCUUCUUGGAAAUGGAGAGUCACGAGGAGAGAAUCCAGGAGAUCAUUGAGCGGAACAAAGAGUUGGAGGCCAGCGAGGAGCGCAAGAGGAAGGCGAAGCAGUUGGAGAUGCAGCGCAAGGAGGCUGCUCGUACAGGUCGUGCUGCGGCCCCAAGAACCCCAUCCUACCCCGUCUACACACCUCCGUCCCGCCCUACGGUGCCCGACACCUACGAUUCAUAUGAGGCCGAGAAGAAGAAGACAUUCUCCAAGCCUAUUCCCUCCCGCGGCAAGGGUAUGCAACUUGGCAAGAAGUCCAAGGCUACCGAUAUUUACGAGAAGGUGCGGGGUGAUCUAGGCCCCGAGCCUGAGGAAGAGAGCCCCUUCGUGACUCCUCAAAUCUCGACCCCCGUGCAAGACAUUCCACCUGCCCGCGAGUCCCUCAAUGCGGACCGUGAACCCAUCCAUCUCACAAUCGCCGAGACCAUCUCAGCCACUCUGACUCGGGAGGGUGCCUUGAAGUCAUUCGAGGUCAAGGGUGACCUGCAGCUCCGCAUCACCGACCCUUCAUUUACCAAGCUUCGACUUGACUGUCAGGCUGUUCCCACACAUGGCGCACAAUUCCGCACUCACCCCAACGUCGACAAGGCCCUCUUCACCAACUCAUCUGUCAUCCAACUUAAGGAUACUACCAAGCGAUUCCCGGCCAACAACUCUAUCGGUGUUCUUAGGUGGCGGGUGGCCAGUUCGGCUGACAAUGCCGAUAUUCUUCCCAUCACAUUCACCGUCUGGGUAAACAAGGGCGCUGACUCAACCACCGUGACCGUGGAGUAUGAGCUCACUGGAGAGGACAGUCUUCGCGAUGUUGUCGUUACCAUUCCCUACGGCUCAACGGAGCCUGCAGUAUCCAGCUUCGACGCAGUGUACGAGGUCUCUGGAGACAGUCUGGACUGGAACCUGGGUGCCGUCGACGAAUCGAACGCUUCUGGCAGCUUCGAGUUCGAGGCGACCGACGCUGAUGAGAACGAAUUCUUCCCCAUGAGUGUUCGCUUCACAAAGACCAAGCCGUUCGUGGAUGUCGACGUCCACAGCGUUUCCCUCCUGGAGAUGGAGGGUGAGAACGCCGGCUUCUCUAAGGAUGUCCGUAGUGUCGCUGAGAACUUCCUCAUUGAGUAA
Penicillium antarcticum is the source of this 1548-nucleotide messenger RNA. Its product is annotated as coatomer subunit delta. Lineage: Eukaryota; Fungi; Ascomycota; Eurotiomycetes; Eurotiales; Aspergillaceae. The transcript has 4 exons. Gene Ontology annotation, biological process: endoplasmic reticulum to Golgi vesicle-mediated transport; retrograde vesicle-mediated transport, Golgi to endoplasmic reticulum; Golgi localization. The record is from RefSeq and is a predicted model, not a curated record. Bases 1 to 1548 code for a protein of 515 amino acids. Gene Ontology annotation, cellular component: COPI vesicle coat; cytosol.